Messenger RNA from Anastrepha obliqua, 2373 nucleotides. It is a transcript of the gene mip130, whose product is annotated as protein lin-9 homolog. Gene Ontology annotation, biological process: regulation of transcription by RNA polymerase II; regulation of cell cycle; DNA-templated transcription. The record is from RefSeq and is a predicted model, not a curated record. NCBI's taxonomy places the organism in Eukaryota, Metazoa, Arthropoda, Insecta, Diptera, Tephritidae. The transcript has 2 exons. Gene Ontology annotation, molecular function: DNA binding. The coding region runs from base 161 to 2137 and encodes 658 amino acids. Gene Ontology annotation, cellular component: nucleoplasm; transcription repressor complex.
GUCAAUGAUGGCGAUUAAUUUUGUUUCAAACACUCGUUUUUUGUGGAUUUAGUUAAUUUUUUCGAAAAAUUCGUGGAAAUCAACAAUUUAAAAGUGAUAAAUUCCGUUGCAGUUGUGACUGAGAGAUUACGUACUUUUGGCUUGUCACUUCCGCUCCAAAAUGUCAAACGAUUCGGAAACGCUGUCGAAGAAGUUACGCAAAGCUUCGAGUCCUACCUUCUCCGACGAUGAACAUAUCGAACCGCCCGCUUUCAGUUUGGCAACCUUGGGACUGCGUCGUGUCGGUUCUGCACCACCUCCCAAGCCACAGCCACAGCAGCCUAUACAAAUGUUAAAUGCCCGCGGCAUGCCUGCCCGCAUACGUAAGCGAAAUCGAUUUUUCUUCGACGACGACAUCAUCAAUGAUGACAAACCACUUCGAAUGAGUCUCUCGCCACGCAAAAUGCCGCUGAAGGCGACCGCAUCGCCCCACAAAACCCCUACGAAGGUGUUAAAGAAACGUAAAGGUGUUGUCUCACGGUACAUGCGCUCGGAUGAGAAGAAAAAAAGCGCUGAAGUGACCACACCGACGCGCAGCAGCCAUACAAGUGCGGCAAGCUUAUCGGCAAACACAACUCCAAAGUCCAGUACUCGACACAGUGGUAUGCCUAUUGCCGCGAGCAGCAGCUCCGCCGCAGUGACACAUAUUAUCCCCGCUGAUAAGAAGAUUGGCCAGAGCAUCGGCUUGCGCUUGCGCAAUUUAUUAAAACUUCCGAAAGCGCAUCGCUGGGUCAUAUUCGAGUGGUUCUAUUCCUUUCUCGAUAAAGCACUUUUUGAGGGUGAGAAUGAUUUUCAAGUGUGUUUGUCGGAAUCUUUCCCGAAUCUCCACACACGACAACUGACGCGGGCCGAGUGGCGUAAGAUACGUGCAUUGAUGGGCAAGCCUAGACGUUGUUCGCAAGCAUUUUUUGUGGAGGAGAGACGUGAGUUGGAACGUCGACGUCAAAAGAUACGGUAUAUGCAAAGCCGUAAAUCGGGUGACAUUAGAGAUUUGAAUUUUGUGCGUGAUUUGCCGGAAAAGAUCCCGUUGCCACUGCCCAUCGGUACCAAAGUGACAGCACGAUUGCGUGUCCCACAGGAUGGCAUUUUCAGCGGCACUGUAGAUGCCUACGAUUCAAUGAAUUCUACAUACCGCAUCACGUUCGAUCGGAGCGGGUUGGGCACACACUCAAUUCCAGAUUUCGAAAUCGUCUCAGAGAACUUUCACGAAAUGCUUCCACUGCAGAGCAUUGCAAGGGAUAAUAGGCCGAACUUGAUGAGCGUCUACAAUGGAGUCAGCUCAUCGCCAUUGCGUAGUAUGCGCAACGUUCGCUCUGCACUAAAUAUGAAUUUGAACAAAAGUGAUCCGGUGCUUGCGCAGGAGGUGAUCGAAAGCCCAUUCAAGGACCCGGUGUUAGGACGCGACAACAUUAAUGGCUACCCGGCCAAGUUGCUGGAGACACUUGUACGUUUGAAGCGCGCUCUAGCCUCAAAACGUUCCAAAUUACAACGACUCAGCGAAAUGAACAACGAGGCAGAAUUGAAAGCUUCGCAACAACUCACCGCUGCACAUAAUAAUUCAAAUUCAUCCUCAGAUGAGUCACAGAAUACGACCGAGGCAGUACCACAGUUGAGUGAUGAAUUCCAAAGGCGUUAUGCGUCAAUUGUUAUUUCAAUGGAGAAAAUGAAUCGCGAUAUGCAAGACUAUUUGAAUGAUGUGCAAGCAUUUGCAGGCGAUUUAACACGCGAUCCACAGGUGCAAGCAAUGCUGGCUCCCUCGUACUUGCGUGAAAAGUGCCGUGAAGCAGCCGAGGAUGCAGUGCAGCGCAAUAAUCAAGGUACAGUCCAAAAUAAGAGCGUAUUGGGGCUCAUCAAAAAUCUUGCAACGGUGCUGCUAGUCGCCUCUCAUUUGGGCAAUGAUGGUAAUUCGGUGGAAGUUUCAAAAGUGCUCGAGGGCUGCAUUGUAGAAGUGCGUUCCAGCUUGAGUGGCGUAAAUGUUGAAACGUUUCAGAAAAACGUCCAAAUACAUUUGCAUCAUGUGCGGAUGUUAGCUGCUAACAAUAAUGUAAUUAUGGGAAAUUCGGCCAUAUCAACAUCCGGUGGACCAAUUGAUAGAUAAAUUUUUAAUAUUGACAAAAAUACGUUCUCACCCCACUGUGAGUGGAUAAUUAGAAUGGAAUUAGCAUCCUAUAAAUAGCAUUCAUGAUUUAAUUUGAUAAAAAUGUAUCUUAACAAUAACAAAUGUGUAAUUUAGUUUAUUAUAAUUUCCUUUAGUUUAUUGUUGUUUUUAUGGGUUAUUUUGCGUAUUGAAUUAUUUCUUAUUUAUAAACUUAAAUAAAUUCCUAAACAACUAAA